AUUUCAAUACCCUGGUAGGUAAUAUGCUGUACUGUUGUUGACUGUAUGAAGUGGGCGGUUCUGUCCAAUUCAUGUAAUUUCUUCCGGUUGGAAAGAAUUUUCGGCUGUGCUGUGGUUCACAAAAUCAAGACAGUCUGCAAAGGAGGAGGUCGAUCCGGCUGCACUGCUCCUCCUUGUGUGUCUGCGAUGGCGUCGAGCCUUCUGCGUGUGGUGGCUACCAGCUGCUCUGCUCCACUGUUCAGUGGGGUGGCCUGUGUUCGGCUCCAGGCUAGUGCCCGGUCAGUGAAGGCGCCAUGCCUGCGCUUCUUCAGGACUCAGCAAGCUCUCAACCGCUGCGCCAGUCCAGGUAUUCCCUAUAAGCAGCUGACAGUGGGUGUACCGAAGGAGAUCUUCCAGAAUGAGCGUCGUGUGGCUCUGUCCCCGGCCGGAGUGCAGGCCCUUAUCAAACAGGGCUUCAACGUGGUGGUGGAGUCUGGGGCAGGAGAGCCCUCCAAGUUCCCCGAUCAACACUACAUCCAGGCUGGAGCCACCAUCAAAGAUGUCAAAGAUGUCCUGGCCUCUGAUGUACUGGUCAAGGUGCGUGCUCCCGUCUUCAACCCUGAGCUGGGAGCCCAUGAGGUGGAGCUGAUGAAGGAGGCAGCCACUUUGUUCAGCUUCAUCUACCCGGCCCAGAACCCUGAGCUGAUGGACAUGCUGUCCCAGAGGAAGGCCACUGUGCUGGCCAUGGACCAGGUGCCCCGCGUCACCAUCGCACAGGGCUACGACGCUCUCAGCUCCAUGGCUAACAUUGCAGGAUACAAAGCUGUGGUGCUGGCAGCCAACAGCUUUGGGCGCUUCUUCACUGGACAGAUCACUGCUGCUGGGAAGGUCCCACCUGCUAAGGUGCUGAUCAUUGGAGGAGGAGUAGCAGGCCUGGCUGCUGCUGGUACUGCCAGAUCCAUGGGUGCUAUCGUCAGGGGCUUUGACACUCGAGCGGCAGCCUUAGAGCAGUUCAAGUCUCUGGGAGCUGAGACUCUGGAGGUGGACAUUAAGGAGGCCGGCGACGGUCAGGGCGGCUACGCCAAGGAGAUGUCCAAGGAGUUCAUCGAGGCUGAGAUGAAGCUGUUUGCUAAGCAGUGUCUGGAAGUAGACAUCCUCAUCAGCACGGCACUCAUCCCCGGUCGCAAGGCUCCCAUCCUGAUCACCAAGGAUAUGGUGGAGAGCAUGAAGGAUGGCUCUGUGGUGGUGGACCUGGCUGCUGAGGCUGGAGGAAACAUCGAGACCACGGUGCCUGGAGAACUGUCUGUACACAAGGGUGUGACCCACAUUGGUUUCACCGACCUUCCCAGCCGCCUGCCCACCCAGUCCAGCACCCUGUACUCAAACAACCUGACCAAACUCAUCCGUGCCAUCAGCCCAUCUACUGAGAACUUCAACUAUGAAGUCAAGGAGAAGUUUAACUACGGAACCAUGGACCAUGUCAUCAGAGGAUCUGUUGUCAUGCAGAAUGGAACCAACCUCUUCCCAGCUCCUCUGCCCGAUAACAUCCCAGUGGCAGCCCCUCCCAAACCCAAGAGCAAGCAGGAGCUGGCUAAGGAGAAGGCUGCUGCCGUGUCUCCCUUCAAGGCUACCCUAACCACCGCUGGCAUGUACACUGGAGGUCUUGGCACCAUGUUAGGCCUGGGCCUAGCUGCGCCCAAUGCAGCCUUCACUCAGAUGGUGACCAUCUUCGGCCUGGCUACCAUUGUGGGCUACCACACGGUGUGGGGGGUGAGCCCAGCCCUUCACUCCCCACUCAUGUCCGUCACCAACGCCAUCUCCGGUCUGACAGCUGUGGGCGGUCUGUCUCUCAUGGGGGGUGGCUACGCCCCCUCCUCCUCUGCUGAGACCCUGGCUGUCGCGGCUGCCUUCAUCUCCUCAGUCAACAUCGCUGGUGGUUUCCUGGUCACCAAGAAGAUGUUGGACAUGUUCAAGCGUCCCACUGACCCUCCAGAAUACAACUAUCUCUACUUACUGCCCACCGGGGUGUUCGUUGGGGGUUAUGGAGUUGCCAUGCAGGCUGGCUACAACAUUGAACAGAUGAUGUACCUGGGCUCUGGUAUGUGCUGUGUGGGAGCCCUGGCUGGUCUGUCUAACCAGUCCACUGCCCGUCUGGGUAAUGCCCUGGGUAUGAUGGGGGUGGCGGGGGGCAUCGCUGCCACCCUGGGCUUCCUGAAGCCCACCCCGGAACUCCUGGCACAGAUGAGUGCCGCCAUGGCUGUGGGUGGCACCGCUGGGUUGGGUAUUGCUAGGAAGAUCCAGAUCACCGACCUCCCCCAACUGGUAGCUGCCUUCCACAGCCUGGUGGGUCUGGCUGCAGUGCUCACCUGCGUGGCAGAGUACAUGAUCGAGUACCCUCACUUUGCUACCGACCCGUCUGCCAACCUCACCAAGAUCAUCGCCUACCUGGGCACCUUCAUUGGAGGGGUCACAUUUAGUGGAUCUCUGGUAGCUUAUGGGAAACUGCAAGGUGUGCUGAGCUCCGCCCCCCUCCAUCUUCCCGGGCGCCAUGCUAUGAAUGCUGGGCUAAUGGCCUCCAGUGUGGGCCUGAUGAUCCCCUACAUGCUGGACCCCAGCUACACCACAGGCAUCACCUGUCUGGGCUCUGUGUCCGCACUCUCUGCCGUCAUGGGCCUGACUCUGACAGCAGCCAUCGGGGGUGCAGACAUGCCGGUGGUCAUCACGGUGCUUAACAGCUACUCCGGCUGGGCCCUAUGUGCCGAGGGCUUCCUGCUCAACAACAACCUGCUCACCAUCGUAGGUGCCCUCAUCGGCUCCUCAGGGGCCAUUCUCUCGUACAUAAUGUGUGUGGCCAUGAACCGUUCCCUGGCCAAUGUGAUCCUGGGUGGGUACGGUACGUCAUCCACUGGGUCAGGAAAGCCCAUGGAGAUCAUAGGAACACACACAGAGGUCAACGUGGACCAAACUGUUGAAAUGAUCAAAGACGCCCAAAACAUCAUCAUCACUCCAGGUUAUGGUCUGUGUGCUGCCAAGGCCCAGUACCCCAUCGCUGAACUGGUCAAGAUGCUGCAGGAGCAGGGCAAGAAAGUCAGGUUUGGUAUCCACCCCGUGGCUGGUCGUAUGCCUGGGCAGCUCAACGUGCUAUUGGCUGAGGCGGGCGUACCCUAUGACAUCGUGCUGGAGAUGGAGGAGAUCAACGAGGACUUUGCUGAAACGGACCUGGUUCUGGUGAUCGGCGCCAACGACACAGUGAACUCUGCAGCCCUGGAGGAUCCCAACUCCAUCAUCGCUGGCAUGCCUGUCCUGGAAGUGUGGAAGUCCAAACAGGUGGUUGUAAUGAAGCGUUCUCUGGGAGUGGGCUAUGCUGCCGUGGACAACCCCAUCUUCUACAAGCCCAACACAGCCAUGUUGCUUGGAGAUGCCAAGAAGACCUGCGACGCACUGCAGGCUAAAGUCCGCGAGGCCAGCCAGUGAGCCGUGGCCGGUGCAGUAGGACCUGGGCCCGUCAGACCGAGGUCCAGGGCAUCACACGUCCAGAGGGGGAGAGGAGUGGGCACAAACAAUCUAAUAGUUAGACGUAGCAUUAAUGUUGUCGUUUCCUCUCCUGGCAACAAGUUUUCCUCCCUUUUUUUCUGAACAGUUUUUUUGCAAUGAUGAUGAGUAGGUGUUCUCUUCUUUCUCACCAGGAGCAUUUUCUUCUCACCCUCUUUUUCAAAGCAAGGAAAAAAGCAAAAGUGUCACCUUUUUUACAUUUUAUUUUUAGAUUUUUCAAUGUUCGUUAGUUUUCCAGUUUUAUACUGUAGUUAGAUUUUUUGUAUUUGACCUGACCGAAUCGUACCACAAGUGUCAAAUUGAUUUGCAUUUAGCUCCUUGGCCUAGCAGCAACUGUUAACUUCAAUGUAAAGCCAUUGUCAGUAAUAGUUACUCUAAUCACUAACUGUAUGGGUUGUUUUUUUUCUCGAAUGCGUUUGGUGGACUGUGCUUAGUGUAAUGACCAGCUUUGUGAUGUAGUGGUAAUGUGUUACAUGUGAUUAGAAGCUUCAAGAAGUAGGAUUUAGUGAAUGUAGCUUCAGUUGGCCCUCCGCCACGCAGCUAAAUUUCCCCUUUUAGCACUACAGAGAUGUUGAAGGAACCAUGUAGAUUUAAGUUUAAUAAAAGAUGAGUAUCAUAAUAUGACUGUUAGAAUUUAUCAUAAAUUGUGAGAUUAUGGCUUAAUUUAGCAUGGAUACAUUUAUGAAUUGCUGAUUUGUCAAAUGGUUAGUUAGAGUCCUGCCCUGUCUGUGCCAAGCUCUUUCCUUAUGCCUUCAUCUAGACAGAAUCACUGUCUGAUGUUUUCUUACUGGGACCUUAUACAAUGCAACUCUAUAGAGAAACUGACCAUGACAACAUCCCUACCUCUGCAUAGCUUCCUAAAGUGACCAAAUUCACCUUCCAUUCUCUUCUUCGUAAACCAUUCUCUUCUUCCACUAAUACCGUCUUUCCAGACUUGUAUCUGUCUUGCUAUAUUUAGCUUUGCGUAGAAAGGUUAACAUAUGAAGGGUUGUUAUUCACUUACACGUGGUGCCAUAGCAGACCUAGUUGGUGUUAAAUUGUCAUUUUCCCCAUUUCUGUCCAGUUUUCAGUCAUGAGGUAAAGUAAAGAACAACUCGAGGGAAACAAUUAUUUUAGAAAAUAAUAGUUGUGAAUAAAUGGCAAAACAAAUUCCCACAAGUAUUUUUGUAUAGAGAAGAACCUAUUUGUAUAGUUGUGAGACUAAGGCUUACGCAGGCUUUGCUGCACAACAUUUUUCUAAUGUUCUAAUUUUCUAAUGUUGGGGAGAUGAAUGAAAUACUGUGAAUGUUUUUCUCUCUGGUUUAUCAUCCCUAAAUAAACCUUGAUUUAAUGGCA
Messenger RNA from Oncorhynchus mykiss (rainbow trout), 4866 nucleotides. Its product is annotated as nicotinamide nucleotide transhydrogenase. Gene Ontology annotation, molecular function: NADP binding; oxidoreductase activity. NCBI's taxonomy places the organism in Eukaryota, Metazoa, Chordata, Actinopteri, Salmoniformes, Salmonidae. The record is from RefSeq and is a predicted model, not a curated record. Gene Ontology annotation, biological process: NADPH regeneration; proton transmembrane transport. Gene Ontology annotation, cellular component: mitochondrial inner membrane.